AGAAUCUUAGUGAUUCUAUGACGAGAUAUCGAUAUCGUAAAAUAUAAUUUACUAACCAACUAGCGAAUUUGUUUUUUGAUAGAGGCAACACCUCCUGUACCCUCCUGCUAGAUUAUAGAAAACCCCUUUUCCUACGUACCCUCCAUCAAUACGAGCGACAUUUUUUGGAUAUGGUAACACCUGCACCUCCCUCCUGGUGAAUAAAAUAUUGUAUAUGGAUAAUUGCAACAACUCAUGUAUCCCCUUUUUUAUUGGAAUAUUAACUGACUAAAGAGUCGGUAAAAGGCUUUUAAGAUGUCGUCGGACGAGCUCCACGAAUCAGCGAAGGAUAAGACUUAAAACAGCUACCUGUCCACAUUUGCAGUGCUGACGUUGUCACUUUGCAUUCCCACCUUCAGCGAACAGGACAGCGACAGCCUUCGUGGUCGCCGAUGGUGGUUGUGUUUGUGAGUGCGACCAAUAGUACAGCCGUCCGCUUCGUCAUCCUGCGUGAAACCACGUAAGAACUACAUCGACGCCUUCUUAUGCUUCAUUUGCACUGCUGAGUUUGUAUCUGGUGCAUCAGCCGGCAACUGUACUUCCGAUCAUUCGGAGUGCACUUCAGUGGCUGUGUCUUCUCUUGCAUCGGUCGCGGCAAAAGUCUUCCAGAUGUGGACAGGUGCGGUUUUAGUUGCAUACUCUGCGAAGCUGCCAGCUCCGGCACGGAGGCCGCGCCCGGGGGGCCUUCCAUCGUGGUCCUUGGUGACAGGGAUCACGUAGAGAAGCGCCCCGCCAUCUACCUGGGGCCGGGUGCAGUUACCUCGGUAACUGCGCCCGUGGUCGGGCGUGGCGGGCGCCUCGAAUUUCGUGAGGUCCAGAAGGUUCUAACAAGUGCAAAAAUGUCUGGGGCUGGAAGAUUGUGGCGCUUGUCUUGCGUGUUUUGCGCGGCCCAUGGUGUGCGCUGUAUGUAAUGCAUGGCCUAGCACCCGCCACAGACUUUCAGAGGGCUUCCUGGUGCAUUGUCCGCAUGACAGACCGCACGCACUGGAACAAACUGGGCUGCCAUUGUUGCCCAUGCAACCAAUAAAAUACUUCGCUUGAUGAAUUAUCGAAAGACAGGAGCACAGGUUGCACCCUUCCAGACCCGGACAUUUUUGCAGUGCAUAGCUUCCGAGGUUGCACAACGCGGCGAAAGAGAUCUUCGUGAACGCGUCGGACCAGGUCUUUCGCGAAUCCGGUGCCGGCGAAAACAAAACAAAAGCAAUCCGGAUCAACCUGAACAAAGAAACGGGCGAGAUCGUGGUCAGGAAUAACGGCUCUGGGAUACCGAUUCGGCAGAUGGACGUAAAAACUGGAGCAGAUCACCCCUCUACCGUGAUGUGGGAGCCAACAGUGGUCUUCUCGGUUUGGCGGUCCAGUUCGAACUACGAUGACACGAAAGACCGGACAACCGCCGGGCAGAACGGCCUCGGGGCCAAAUUAACCAAUACGGUCAGCAAAAAGUUUGAUGUUGAAACCGUAGACGACACUACGAAGAGGCGUUUUCGUCAGUCGUGGUCGCGCAACAUUAUCGAAGGAAAAAACUGUUUCACUGUGGUGAUAUGGAAAAACUGUUGUUUAUUUUUUCGGUGUGAAGUUCCAAAAUUUUUUGAAAGCAAGUUUGCAUGUUGCUUGUGACGUGUGGUCUAUUUAUUUCAAAACUACAUAUGAUCAGCGAUUUUUCGAGAUGACCACAGUUAAAAAGUUUUUCCCUUCGAAAAACAUGAAAGAAACGACGGGGCCUGUUGUGGAGGAAAACGUCACCGCCGAGCCGUACACGCAGGUGGCAUUUGUUCUGGAUUUUCACAACUACGACACGGAAUCUGCUGACGCGGAGCAAUUGGAUGCGGACCAGCUUGAGGAGGACAGGCUCGGUCUGCUCAAAAUGCUCGCCUAUGAGACCGCGCUAGUGGUAGCAGGGAAGUGCCAGGUACUUAGACUUACUAGCUACGUCGGUUUGACUGAUAUUACAACCCUUUUCUCGGUGCGAGCGUAUUAGUUGACAUCAUAGGGACAAAGAUAUUGAUAUUGGCAUGACCGGAAAGAUUCUUGCUUGCCCCGCCUCCGGUUAUUCUGAUCCUCAGGCAUAAUCCAUUGAAAAUUUGAAUGUUAGAAAUAUUCUUCAGGUGUAUUUGAAUGACGAGCUGCUGCCGAUUUCUGAUUUGAAGUCCUUCGUCGACCUCUUCGAGCAGCCGAAGCUUGACACUCCGGGCCUCAAGUAUCCGCGACCGGUCUGCUACGAGGUCUUGAGCCAGGACUGGGAAAUUGCGGCUCUAGCCGGAGACGGCGCGUCGUUCAAACAGCAGAGCUUCGUGAACGCGAUCAACACAGUCGACGGCGGCACACACGUCGACUACAUCAAGAAGCAAGUCGUCGACGCGUUGGCGAAGAAAUUGAAAAUCACCACUUUCGCGGAGUUAUGCAGUGCAAAUAUGUCUGGGUCUAGAAGAAUGCGACGCGUCUCAUGCUCGGGAGCCAGCAGCAUUUUUCUCAAGUCUGUCAUGCACAUUUCUCAUGCGCCACUUUUUUUCUCUUUCAUGCGAAUGAUUGAAGUGUCCUCUUGAUUGUCCAACUCGCAUCACAAGUUUCCAGAACACCAGACAUAGUUGCAGUGGAUAAAAAAAGAAAAUUUUAACGAACCAGCUCUGGUUAUUCGUCAAGUACCGCAGGGACAAGCCCGAGUUCGGGACGCAGGUCAAGUAUGAAAUGCAAAUAUGUGUAGGUCUGGAAUAUUGCAAGAACAAGAUCUGCCAUGCUUUUCUGGCGUGACUCUUAACUCUGUGGUGCUGAGACGCGAACAGAUCCUCCUCUUAAAACUACGUGUUAUGCAAAAAUACAGGCUGUCAUGCGGGGUACGCAGCACAAAGGAGCUCAAAAACUUGUCAUGCUUGGGCAUCUAUUGUGAUGCGCCUCUUCUUCACGGAAUUGCAUCACAAGGUGCCAGACGCAGACGCAUUUGCAUUCGAUACGAAGGACCAGCUGACUAAACCAUCUGUCAAGCAAAUUGCCCGCGAGCAGGCAGUGUGCAUACCGGAUAGCUUCAUAUGGGAUUGUCAGAAGUUACAUUCUCAACUGUCACAUGCAAAAUUACGAUAAAAAAGCCGCCAUACGAUCAAGAUGCUUCGCAUGACAAAUUCUCCGAGGCUAAACAGCAUGAAAAACUGUUCCAAGUUCGUAUUGCGAGAGUUGCAGCCUCCACGAUUCACUUUUGUAUUCGCUGUCUUUGCAUAUACAAACUCAUGUAACAGUGGAGAGUGUAACGUUUGAGAUUCCGAUACCUUAUCAACUCGAUCCUGAAAAGCGGCGUCGCCGAAAUGUUCCGAGCGGCUGCGAAGGAGAGGCAGCACAACAAUAUCAAGCGCAAAGAUGUCCGGGUCUGGAAGAGUGCAGCCUUGUCACGCUGUCUCGCAUGCCCCUUAAAUGUGUAAUGCAGGAAACAGGAAAAAAAAGCCAAGCCGAUUGCCUGUCAUGCAAAAGCGCAGUUUGCCACGCGGAAAGCGAAACACAUCCAAGUGGGAGCCCAAUAACUUGUCAUGCAGUGGCGUGUAUUGCCAUGUCACAAAGCAGCACCACAAGCAUCCAGACCCAGACAUAUUUGCAUUUGAUACACAAAAUGGACCAACAGUUUAAAAGCACGAAGGGGCACAAACGGAUUCUAGGCCUCCCAAAACUCGAAGAUGCGAACCACGCCGGUCACGGGGAGAAGUCGCAGGGCUGCACGUUGAUUCUCACUGAGGGCGACAGUGCAAAGGCGCUCGCGGUACAAGUUGGUUAUAUUUGUACUACAUUUACUUCUCUAGACUUUCGUACAUUUUCAUUUUGAUUUUCCCGGACACGCAUAUAAUAUGUGGUGAGUUCGCUUCUAAAAUCGCAGAGGAAUGAUCAUUAUUCCAUGCGUGCUCGUGUGAUUAAUAGAAAGUGAAGGUAAAACCUAAGUCCUGCAUAAGUAUCAACAUGACGUUUACCUCCAGGUUGCCGGCCUCGGCGUUGUGGGCAGAGACAAAUACGGAGUGUUUCCCUUGAGGGGAAAGGUUUUAAAUGUUCGUGAUUGCAGCGAUGCCCUAUGACUUGCAAAAUUAUCGCACUACCACUAGUCGUGAAGAGAGUAGCAAUCGCGUUUAUGCAGUACGAAUCUCCUUUCCGAGACAAAUUAGCACUGCAGAUUCCAUUUGUCAUGCUGAGCAAAUUUGUCCUGCGAUUUCUACUAGUCGACAACUUUUCUGAUGGCUUGGAUCUCCUUGCUGUCGUGGAAGGAUGUGUGUGAAUGCACUCUACUUCGUGUGCGAUAUUUUUGCAAUUCAUACAUCUUGUUUCACGGCAACAAGGAGAUCCAGGCUAUCUGUCGUAUUGUUGGUUUGCAACCGCACGUGCCAAAUCCGAAUUAUGAAGUUCUCUACUGUUGCGCUCUCAACUGUUGCGCAAAUUUCCAUCAAUAUUCACAUGAUCUAGCAGCUUCGCGCUAGAUAGCAUCAGGAUCUGCGCCAAACCUGUAAUGCAAAAAGCGCAAUCUUUCCCCUUUUACUUUUCCCACUUUUGCAUUGCAAAUUUAUGUAGCAGCUGAGAAUGCAACAUUUGAGAACUCCAUGCGAAAAAGAAAGACCUUCGAUACCAACGCAUCAUGAUCAUGACCGACCAGGAUUUAGACGGGUCCCACAUAAAGGGCUUGCUUGUCAAUUUGUUCUUCUCCAAGUGGCCGUCUCUCGUGAAGGACAACGACUUUCUUUGCCAGUUCAUCACCCCGAUCGUGAAAGUCCAGAAAGGGAAGGAGGAGCGGAUGUUUUACUCUCUGGCGGUGUACGACGAGUGGAGGAAGGAAAAUAACAACGGUACUUAUUUCUGCAUGACGUGACUCACAUUCAUCGGGGCCGCGCCCGUCCUGCGUACUAGUCGUUAUUUCUACGCAGACCGCGCUUGCGUGAGGCGGGACAUGCAGAAACAAACAACAUUCCCGAAAUUUUUGUUUGCAAAAAAAACCAACACUCUUCCGCAGGUAAAGGCUGGUCCAUCAAGUAUUACAAAGGGCUUGGAACCAGCACAGCUGCUGAGGCGAAAUCCUACUUUCGCAAGAUGGAUGAAAUUAUUCGGAGUAAAAACGUCCCCUCCAGAAAAACCAGAGUCAAGCUUAGAUCUCUUCAGCACAAAUCCAGAAGUUUUGGGAUUCGCGCAUGACAAACUUUCCGCUAUAUUGUAAUGCAAGCGAGCGAGGGCAGCCGCAUCACAAGGCCCUCUCCUCGUCCUCAACCUCAUCCAAUUUGUAGCAUGACAAAUUCCAAAACUCGACUGGAAAUGCUUCUCUUGGGGAUGCUCAUUCCAAGUGUUCGCACCAUUGCAAACCUGCAUGACCACUAUGUGGUGGGGACGUUUUUACUUUGGAUAGCAAACAAGAUCACGUUUGAGUACGACGAUGAGGCGGACGAGACCAUUGACCUCGCUUUCAGUGCGAAACGCGCCGACGACCGCAAGCGGUGGAUGGCCGGCACACAGGCGACAGAUGUCGUUGACUAUCGGAACAAGACGCUCACAUACACGGAUUUCGCAAACAAGGACUACGUGCAUUACUGCAAGUACAGUGCGGAGCGUGCGAUACCGUCUGUGGUCGACGGAUUGAAGCUAUGCAAUGCAACAGUAUCGCACCCGUAUAAAUUGCAGCCAUGCCGUGCGGGGGCAAAUAUUUCUCCAAACCUGCAGCAGAAUGUAUUUUUUAAGCCGCCGGGGUUUGGCUGGUUUUUUAUAAAAUCCAUCCUUGUAUUGCAAUUGCCCUUGCAGACAGACUCCGCUUUUGUUCUUGCCGAAGUUAAUUGUGUUUCAAUUCGUAUAUACUAGCUCGAUACUUUUGCAAUGCAUAGAAGCCGACCCAAAGAAAGAUCUUAUACGGUGCGUUCAAAAAGAAAAUGAACAAAGACCUUAAAGUGGCCCAGAUUAUGGAAGAAAAAAGUGUUUGUGCAUGCACAUAAGCUGAGGAUUAUGUUCCUCAUAAUGUAAUGUGGAACGUGUCGCAGCCUGUUGAUGUUUAAGGAUUGGACAAACCUGCGCGCGAACUUGUACGCGGACCUGAAAGUGAUAGUGAUGCAUGCGCGACAAACCUUCCCUUUUAUGCUGAUGCAAAUGCUUUUCUCCGCGAUGCAACUGGUUGGCUACGUGUCAGAAAACGGGUGCUAUCACCAUGGCGAGACCAGCCUGGAGGGAGCGAUUGUAGCGAUGGCGCAGUCGUACGUCGGCUCAAACAACAUCAAUCUGCUCGUUCCCAGCGGACAGUUCGGCACGCGUCACUUGAAGGGAAAAGACGCUGCUUCGGGGAGGUAGGUUCUAUUUAUUUGGUUUUAGCAAGCGAGGUUGCGAGUCUCUUGAGUAAUAGAUUGUGCCUCGUCCGCGUGCACUGGCAUGUCGCAAGAUUUUGUCCCAGCCGCGUGCACUUCAUUCAUUUACCACUGACUCAGGUACCUCUACACGCGGUUGAGCCCCGUGACCCGCAAGAUCUUCCCGGAGGCAGAUGACGAUGUUCUGGAGUACAAAGAGGACGACGGCCAGACCAUUGAGCCGACCUUCUUCGUCCCGCUAAUACCGAUGGUGUUGGUAAACGGCGCGAGCGGCAUCGGGACUGGCUACUCCACUGAUGUUCCGAGCCAUUCUCCAAUAUUAUGCAUUGCAAGAGCAUCCUGCUGGUGUAAAUGGCAGUCAUGCAGGACAAAUCUCGCUUCCUGGUACCUGCAUCAGCACGAGAAAUUCCAGGGCUCUUCUUGAGAAAAUGCGUCCUCCUGUGACAUGACUGACAUUUAUGCUAGUGCGAUGCUUUUGUAGUGGAUAAAUCGCGAUCAUAGACAACAUCAAGCAGCAACUCCGUGGAGGGCGACCGCGGGCACUGAAGCCGCACUACGAGAGGUUCCUCGGUGAGGUGAUACGAAGUGCAAAAGUAAAAGUAUAGCACUCGUAUAAAUGCAUGACAAAUUUUCAUCUCAGCAUGAGAAAUAAAAUUUGUCAUCCUGAUUUACCUUGAGAAAAAUAUUUAUAUUUGUAACGCAAGACAACUUACACUUGCGUUUACACGAAUGCGAUACUUUUGCCUUGAUAGGAGACGCCGAUCGACAAGAACGGAACUUUCGUGAUCCAGGGCAAGAUUAUGAAGACUUCGCCGACGGUGCUCGAAAUUGUCGAUAUCCCCGUCGGUAAUGGAUCCGAUUCGACCCGGACCUACAAGGAGAUGCUCGAGCGCUUCGUCGAUCCGCCGAAGGUUGUCAAAGAUGCGUAUGGGAUUUAUCUCAAACGCUAUGGUCUCAGCUGUUACAUGUUGAAUUGGUCACGCAAGAGAAGCAAGAGUAAGUAAAAGGAACGAGGACGACCUAUUUGCGUGUCUUGCAUUACAGAUUAUUUGGCAAGGGUUAUCAGCCUGGUUUUCCCUUCGAGAAAUUGUCAUGCAGGGCAGCUUGAUCGUGUCGAUUCUGAUUGUAAAACUUAAACUAUUGCAUGGAAAAUGAUGUAACGUAUGAGAGUGUAACGCUUGAAAGUCUCAUAAUGCGAAGACUGGCAAGUCGAAGGCUAUUGAAGCGCCACCGGAACCCGUCAUCUCUGAUUACCGGGAGUACCACACCGAAGACACGCUGCAUUUUAAGCUGAAACUCACGGAAGAACAAAUGCAACGGGCGGAGGCGAGUGGUCUUCAAGGACUUUUCAAGCUGAACCAGACGCAAUCAACAGCCAACAUGAUGCUGCAUGAUGCAGAAAACGUCAUACGCCGGUACCCAUCUGCGAACGAGAUCAUCAGGGACCACAUGAUCGUGAGGCUUCAGCUGUACGAGAAGCGCAAGAAGCACCUGAUAGCAAAGCUCACGUAUCCCCAGGAAAAACAUGGUCCCCACCCCAUAGUUGUCAUGCAGAUUUGCCGCUACAGGAAGAUUUGUAAUGCGCAUUGCCAAGAGAGGCAUUUCCAGUUGCGUUUUGGACUUUGUAAUGCUGUAAACAGGAUGAGGAGAUGGAUUUGUGUUACGGCUCUAGAAGUACUUUCCAUACUGCACUACAAUACAGAGACAAACUGGUCAUGCUUGACGCUAAAAACUUCUCGAUUUAUUGUGUUGCGAGUUUCCCGUGGUCUUGACUCUGGGGUGGGGACGUUUUUGCUCAGAAUAUUACCGAAGAAAAAGUGAUUCUCGGUGAACGUCUCCGUUUUACCGAACUGAUGGUGGACCCCGAUUUCAGAGUGUUGAUGGUGCAGUAUCCUCUGCAAAAGUACUAUCGUACCCGUAGUAAUUGCGUUCGUGCAUUACAAAUCUCUUUGUCAAGGUACUUCAGCAUUACAUAAUUUAGUGUAAUUUGUAUUGCUGGGCUAAUUUGUAAUGCAAUUUGAAUUUCAAUUUAUACUAGUACGAUGCUUUUGCAUUGCAUAUAAAAGGAGAGGCCGAAAUUCAUGCGGCACUCGCGCAGCACAAUUUCAAACCGAUUCGCGAGCUGCGACAGCUUGUUGCCAGUUCCAUCGCGGAGGACAAAGAAGUAGAUCUCGUUGCACAGCAGGACUUUCCGGGCAGUCAGAAGUACACGAGAGACGACUUCCGCUACUUGACAAGUGCUGACAUUUACGGAUAUACGAUGGAGGAGGUAAGUGCGAAUUAUAGGUUUGCUGCGUAGUUGUAUGUGGCUGGUUACACUUCACUGCGCACGUCGCAGAAAAUUCAGCUCGGGAAGAACUAAGUACAUGUAUGAAUAUGCGUAUCUAUGGAGGUUGCAAGAAUAGCAAUUCAAGCUCGAAAAGGAUAAGCACUAUGAAUGUUGUAAUCGGAUGAAAACAAAAAACUUGCAGGUGAACCGGCUUCGCGAACAAAGUCAGGCGAAAGCAGCGCUGCUUGAGGAAAUCAAGAAAAAGUCGGUGGAGCAGAUGUGGGACGACGAGCUUUCCGAGUUGCGCGAAAUGCUAUGACAAUAGACUAACCCGCCCUCAACAUUUGCAACCCAAGAUAAGAAAUCCACUUCCCAUCCUCAUAGUGCCAAAGUACUUUUGCAUAGAGGGUCUCGGAAGGGACAGCCAAGUUGGCACGAAGUUCGGGAUCUGUCAUGCACAGGAGGUUGAUGCAUAUAAAUGGCAUUUUCAUUCUCAAUGGUUGACAGUCUGACUGCCAGUUGUGAUGCCGCUCAUGCCCUUCAAAUACAGGAGAGUGGGAGUUGUCUAUUAGCAUAGCGUCUGAUGGACGAAAAGCUUGAAAAUGCAGAGGCGGUUAUUGACAACGCAGAAGAGGAAGGGCCGGACAAAAGCAAGACGAAGAAGCCGAAAAUGGCGGCUAAAGGAAAAGGGAAGCCAGACGCACCACUGCAGGUCGAAACCGGGGCCGACAACAUCUCAACCAAACCGCAGAAGAGCUCGGCGGAGCUUAUGCAUUCCUAAAGUGGCUGGGUCUGGAAACUUUUCCUGGGGCCUCGCCGAUGACUAUGUUCUUGACUGAAGUGACAAGAAGAGCUUGCGCAUGCAGUGUGGCAUUACAAGUUCUUAGACUUCGCGCAGAUGCGUAGUGCCAGUGAGCAUAAUCAACAGCGUUUUCGCAUGACAAGCAGCGCUACAGAAGAUAAUGUGCUACAAAUGCAAUCCGGAUUUUACAGUUUUGCAAGACAAGGGCGAGCACACAUGUCUGUACUUUUCCAGAACCAGCCACGCUUAGAAUGAAUAAAGCUGGUGCGGGAAAAACUGCAGCAUGAGAUUGAGUACUUUUCGCAACAGGAAGUCAACAAGGAAGUACCGGUCACGAAAAUCGUCCUGGAUGACCUCAUUGUCCAACAAAACGACGACAAGAAAAAACAACCUGGACACCGGCCGUCUUCAAAAAAGAGACCACAGGCGGGGAAGAAUAUCAAGAAGAACGCGAAGGAGAUGAUCCCCGCUGCCGGCGCGAAGAAAAACGAAAAGCUCCUUCCAGACUCCGAUGAGGAAGAGCCGGAACAGAAGCGGCGAAGGGUGAUCGGUACAGGGAAGAGAGGAGCAGGCGCAGGGAAGAUAAAGAAGGGAGGAGCUGCAGGCACAGGGAAGAUAGAGAAGCAGGUGAUCGGUACAGGGAAGAUGAAGAAGAGAGGAGCUGGUACCUUCAUACAACAGUUAGCGACAACUACUUCGAGUUCUUGUGCACUUUUUCAGUUUUUUUAGGUGUAGAUCUAGAUACAAACAUAACACUUUUUUAUGUCUUGAACGAAAUACGACAUAAUCACCCUAUGAAAAAACAGCAGUGGGCAUUGUCGGUGAACAGAAACUCGCAACCGAGUAUGGCCUUGUCAGCUGUUGCGCUCUCAGGAAUUACAGUGUGAAUGCCAAACGCUAGCUUCGAUGUUUUUCUUUCCGACCCGAUUGAAUACCAGUACCUUCAGCUUCAGCGCAAACCAGAAUGACACAAUUUUUGUCAUUCAAAGUUGGCCCGUGGAGAAGGAAGGCUUGGUUUUCUUAGCGGCUCGAUUAUUGGUUGAGAACGUGUAAGAAUGCAGUGUAAUACUCGAGAGCGUAACAGCUGGCAAUCCCAUACGGAAUAUGAGUUUGAGAAGGAGCAGAAUUUAUCUCCGAAAACCAGCUAGUUGCGACAGGUGCUUACUUUGAUUCUGAUGUAUGGUUUUUCAUGUUCGUACGAACUAUCAAAUUCAUGAUAUGUCUGGUUGUAGAAACCUGUGAUUAUGUUGAAAUGCGGAUGAGUCAAACACUUAUACUUGCAGUUGUGCAUGGGCAUGACAAAUUAUAUACAAUGCUCUCACUCUCUGAAGCCAAAUGCGCAUGACAAAUUUCGUUUUUGAUGUGAUGCAGUCGGGUAUGCCUGACAAAUUUCGUUUUUGCAUGACAAAUGCAGCAACGCUUUUGCUGGUCAUGCAACACAGAUUCUAUCGGAAUGCAAGAGAAGUAGCUUAGAUUGUACUUGCCCAGACCCAGACAUGAUAUUCGCGCAGACAUCUUAGUCCGCGAAAGUUGUUGGGCUCGUGGGUUUCUAGAAGCAGCAUCCAUCCACCCCAUUUUGAGCACAUGUCAAGCAACUAGUCGCUUUGUUUGCAUAUUCUCUCUUGGCCAUCAAGGUGGCGAAGCAGUACUCUCAACCCGAUAUCGGCGACCAAGCUGGAACCGCGGGACCCCAGAAGCAGCUGUCGGCGGCUGAGAUGCAGAUUUUACUGCAGAACGCGUCCAAGAACGACUUCGACAAGGAACUGA
Amoebophrya sp. A120 is the source of this 11173-nucleotide messenger RNA. The record is from the annotation of a GenBank genome assembly. Lineage: Eukaryota; Dinophyceae; Syndiniales; Amoebophryaceae.